This is a messenger RNA of Paramisgurnus dabryanus, 2799 nucleotides long. NCBI's taxonomy places the organism in Eukaryota, Metazoa, Chordata, Actinopteri, Cypriniformes, Cobitidae. The record is from RefSeq and is a predicted model, not a curated record.
CAUCAUCGUCACUGCCGGUCCAGUGAACACAAGGCUCGGUGCAUCAUCUCACCGAUAUGGCAAAUGAAUUAAGAGAAAACAGAGAGGGAAGCUCGCGCCAUGCAAACCUCACAUCAUCUCUAGACCUGAGCUCGUCCCUGGAUCACAGCGUCCAGACGCGAAUCUUUAAAAUCAUUGUCAUCGGCGACUCAAAUGUGGGCAAGACCUGUUUAACCUUCCGCUUCACCGGCGGAUCUUUCCCUUGUAAAACCGAAGCCACCAUCGGCGUGGACUUCAGAGAAAAAGCCGUGGAGAUCGAGGGAGAAAAAAUAAAGGUGCAAGUGUGGGACACAGCGGGACAGGAGCGAUUUCGAAAGAGCAUGGUUGAGCACUACUAUCGCAACGUGCAUGCAAUAGUCUUUGUGUACGAUGUCACAAAAAUAGCCUCUUUCCAGAACCUUAAGACCUGGAUCCAGGAGUGUAACGGGCAUGGGGUCUCAUCCGCUGUGCCUCGUGUACUGGUGGGCAAUAAAUGUGAUCUAAUUGACCAGAUCCAGGUGCCGUCCAACACUGCCCUUAAGUUUGCAGAUGCCCAUAACAUGCUGCUGUUCGAAACGUCAGCCAAAGAUCCAAAGGAGAGUCAGAACGUGGACUCAAUUUUCAUGUGCCUGGCAUGUCGUCUGAAAGCACAAAAGUCGUUGAUCUACAGAGAUGUAGAGAGAGAAGAUGGCAGAGUAAGGCUGAGCCAUCAACCUGACCCUAAGAGCAACUGCCUGUGCUGAGGACCGUAAACUGUGAGAUUAUUAACACUGAUGAAAGAAUGUGCCUGCAACUAAAGACAUUUUACUUUAUGACAGCUGCUCUGUGACCUUUCUCUGUAUGUGUCUAUAAUUUUACCUGUUUUUCUCUAUUACACCAUCACUAACAGAAACAGCGCCAUAAGGGUAAAUCUUAUGACACCUGUCAAGAACUUAAGUUCAGGUCAUAUUGCUCUUUAAACAUCCAAAUGAAGAAGUAAGACAUUAUAUUUUACUUAAAAAACGAAGACAUUUUUGACCAUCAAGGGUUUUAUUUGCAUAACAAUAUUAUUUUCAUGACAACUAAGCACUCAUUCGCAUUACUGUAGUGUAAAGAAAUGUGUUAUUUUAAUAAACUAUUCAUUAUUCUAUCUUUAUGCUGAUGAAAAAGAUAUUACCAAGAUGAGUUUUUACUAGGUUACAAUAUCAAGAGUUUAACGUGAAUCAUUGCAAAAAGCACAAAAGUAGGACAUCAGGAUAAAUUAUGAUAAAGAUAAUGGGGAGCAAUCUGCUUAUUUGUCAUGAAAAAAUGUCACAAUACAAAACAUCCUUUGCAAAAAAAAUUACCUGCCGGUUUAUAAUUUGCACUAUAUUUCUAUUUUGGAUUUGACUGGAAUGCUUUCAGGAAAUUCGCCCAUGUGUACACUGUAAAAAGUUAAAGUUGGAUCAACUUAAAAAAAAAAACUUAAAUUGGUAACACCUAAAAAAACUUUUAAGUGAACAAUGUAAGUUGAAAAAAAAAUUUUUUUAGGUGUUACCAAUUUUUAAAAAGUACUUUAAGUAUUUAUUUUUUAAGUUGAUCCAAUUUCAUAUUUUUUAUUCAGGGCACACUUUAACUAAUCUUUAAUAGGUUAAGAAAUGUGACAUUUGGUGGAUUUCCAUUCAUUUUGUUGUGUCACAUUUACUUGGAUUCACCCAUCAGCAUAUCAACUCAAGAUGUCAUUACGUGCAAUAAGACAUGACAUUCUGAAUCUUUUGAAGCAGUCUAUAUGCAGUGUGUUCAGUUUUACACAAUUGUUUUCAGUCUAUGCCUUAUAACAUAGGUAUUUAUUAAAUGUCCACUGUCGCUAGUGACUUCAAAUACUUAUACUUAAUUAACCCAUACUAACUGCUGAUUUAUUAGACAAUUGAAACUGAUUCACUUUAUAAAAGGAUACUGUAUGUUAUGAGUGGCAUAGUUAGGAAUCCAAUAAAAUGUGUAAUGUAAUCAGAUAUAGCUCCUGGACCUUGCAAGCAAGUAUAAACUUGUUUCCAUGCAAGUAUGUAGAAGGUUUUAUGUAGCAGCUAAAUACUUAACAUCACAUUAAUAUUUCACCAGCUUAAAGUUGUUCUUCCAAGUGCAAAACCAUUUAACAAUCUAUGAAAGCAAACUUGCAUUAUUUAUUCAGACAAACCAGUAUUUUUUAGAUGCAUUAAGUGUUUCUAGUUAAAAUAAUGUGUGAUUGUAAGUUUUUUUAUGUUGUUGUUGUUGUUGUAUUACCUCUAACCAGUGCUACAUUGUCUGUUCUGUUCGGUUUUGUUUUCUUAUUUUAACAGUGUUGGCCUUACAGUAUAUCUGCUGAAGAAAUUAAAGCCUUAUCCUUUUGAUUUGUGCCAUUAUGUGUGCAAUGUGUGUGUUUGAUUUUGAGUAACAAAUUAAAUUGCACAAAAGCAUUGAAACGUUUUAUUGGUUUGUUUUAAACGAAAUUUACAUAGUUUUAUUUUAAUAAUUUUUGUACAUAAAUUGAAGAGUAAAUUUAACAUGAUGACACUUGAUAUUGCCCAGUAAGCGACUGUUUAUUGUUUUCUCAAAAUCACAAAAUUAUUGAAGAUCAGUUUAUUAUUUUUGAAACAGUAUUUGAAUUACUUACAGAUGGCCGGGUCAAUGAGCCUGUGCAUACGGUAUGACAUUAACACUUAAUAUGAUAGAAAAGAAAUGACUGAGGUGAAUAUAUGGGGUUCACAGAUUGUGUAAUGUUUGAUUUAUAUCUUUACUGACUUCCUGGUUUGCACUGUAACUGGAAAUAAACUCUUUAGUGUCCAC